Molecule: messenger RNA, 808 nt
Organism: Malus domestica (apple)
Lineage: Eukaryota; Viridiplantae; Streptophyta; Magnoliopsida; Rosales; Rosaceae
Product: pleckstrin homology domain-containing protein 1-like
Source: RefSeq, a predicted model, not a curated record
AACAAGAAAAAUAAAAAAGUUUAGACAUUGUGUGUGGGAAUAUAUUAGUAUUCAUUAUUUUCCUAGCUUUACGCUUUCUGCGCAGAGGAUGAGAUACAGUUGGAUGCUCUGAAAAAAAGGGAACCCGUACCGAACUUCGAUGGCGAGCCUAUGGCGGGCCGCGAUGGGCCAGACGGAGCAGACCAACGACGGCGUCGAGUUCUGGUCGAACCCCGAGCGCACCGGCUGGUUGACCAAACAAGGCGAGUAUAUAAAGACGUGGCGUCGCCGGUGGUUCGUGCUCAAGCAAGGCAAGCUCUUCUGGUUCAAGGACUCCGCCGUGACCCGUGGCUCCACGCCACGUGGAGUGAUCCCGGUGGCGUCGUGCCUCACAGUGAAGGGAGCCGAGGACGUCCUCAACAAGCAGUACGCGUUCGAGCUGUCUACGCGCUCCGAGACGAUGUACUUCAUCGCCGACUCGGAGAAGGAGAAGGAGGACUGGAUCAACUCGAUCGGACGGUCCAUAGUGCAGCACUCGAGGUCGGUCACCGACUCCGAGGUUGUCGAUUACGAUAGCAAAAAGUGAGGGGCGGCAAUUUGGUCAGAUUACUGCUGUAGGUGAGUGGUGGUGGAGCUCCGCUCGUGUUCGUACGCCCUUGUAUUUUUUUUCACGUGCAUAAAUAUUCAGUAAAACUCUGUUUUCUGCUUUCUGUUUUCUUCUGUAAAUGUAUACAGAUCGUAUUGUGUUUUCGAAUUUGCAGCAAUUUAAAGUCUUUUUGUUUGUUAAAGAUAGAUUUGGAUUGAAAUUGAAUUGCUUUCCAUUUUUGGA